This is a messenger RNA of Pichia membranifaciens NRRL Y-2026, 228 nucleotides long. RefSeq lists its product as hypothetical. NCBI's taxonomy places the organism in Eukaryota, Fungi, Ascomycota, Pichiomycetes, Pichiales, Pichiaceae. The annotation marks the transcript as partial. The transcript has a single exon. Gene Ontology annotation, biological process: mRNA splicing, via spliceosome. Gene Ontology annotation, cellular component: U2 snRNP; precatalytic spliceosome. The record is from RefSeq and is a predicted model, not a curated record.
CAGUCAGAUAAAACGAGGGAAAAGCAAAUGUACGGGGCGUUGAAGAGCAAGUAUGUUGGGCUAGGGGAUGCCGAUACGACGCGGAAAGAGUUCAUCAGCAAUGUGAGACGAGAUACAUAUGCCAGCUUGAUCGGACACGACUCGUUGUUGGAGCACCUGAGCGUGGGGCUGAACAAGCCAAAGCAGAUUGUGCGACACGAGAUGAUUGACAAGAUGGCACGGUCUUAG